AUGAAAAAGAAACUAGGACUUCAUAAAUUUACUCCGGGCCAAGAGUAUAUUUUUACAACCAGUUCUUGGUCUCCAACCAAGCAAUCACAGGAUGAACAUAUCCACAAGCGUGCAGAAGAGUCCAAGAUGUUGGAAGAUUACUACCGGAAGCAGAAAAAACUUCUUAAUUUUGAAGUCGCAGGUGGAGCGGGAGAAACCUGGAAGGGGCUUCUGGCUGCACUACAUCUCCAGCAUAUUAAUGCUUUUAGUUCGUCUCAGAAAUUGACUGCUUGA
Lathyrus sativus (Indian pea) is the source of this 273-nucleotide messenger RNA. The record is from the annotation of a GenBank genome assembly. Lineage: Eukaryota; Viridiplantae; Streptophyta; Magnoliopsida; Fabales; Fabaceae.